AUGUGUUUGAUGACCACAACAGCUAUAAUAAUGUGGUUCGGACCAUUAUUGUUGGCUCAAUCCUUUCCAAUCGAAGUUGAAUAUCCAUUCGAUGUGAAUAAACAACCAUUAAGAACUAUUAUUUACUUGCAUCAUAUAAUGGCUGUAUACCAAAGUCGUACGCAAGUAUGUAGCAACAUCUUCGUAGCUCUUCUGCUUUGGUUCACAGCAGCAAGAUUUGAGAUACUAUCCCAUAAAUUUCAGAAAAGUACAAGCAUCUCAGAAUUUAUAAUCUGUAUACAACUGCAUCAACGACUAUUACGAUAUGCAAAAGAUAUUACUAUGACAGUUCGAUAUAUAGUAUUAUCAUCGGUAGGAUUCAGUACCAUAGCAAUCGUAUUUAGUGGCCUUACUUUUUUGAGCCAACAACCAUUAACUAUAAAAACCCAAUUUUUUGCCAUUGCCGCAUCCGCACUUAUAGAGGUUUUUAUCUGCGCAUGGCCAGCUGAUUAUUUAUUGCGCACGAGCAAUGACAUUGGCCAUGCUGGAUAUGAAUCGUCAUGGUACAGUAAAGAUAUAUCUUUACAGAAGAAUUUGUUACAUACUGUGUCGAGAUGUCAAUAUCCUGUAACUCUAACUGUGCCAUGUCUGCUACCGACUCUUUCACUUAAUUAUUAUGCCUCUGUAAGUCAUAUCUUAAAUUAA
Acromyrmex echinatior (Panamanian leafcutter ant) is the source of this 684-nucleotide messenger RNA. RefSeq names its product odorant receptor 13a-like. NCBI's taxonomy places the organism in Eukaryota, Metazoa, Arthropoda, Insecta, Hymenoptera, Formicidae. Gene Ontology annotation, molecular function: odorant binding; olfactory receptor activity. Gene Ontology annotation, biological process: sensory perception of smell; detection of chemical stimulus involved in sensory perception of smell. The record is from RefSeq and is a predicted model, not a curated record. Gene Ontology annotation, cellular component: plasma membrane.